CCCUUCCCCAGCGCGGAACCGCCGUGGCGGGAGCGGAGCGCGGUGAGAGCGGGGCGGGGGCAGGGUGGUGCGGAUCCGGGCUAGGGAGACACCGAGGGCACCGCCAGAUCGUGGGGACCCGGACUAAAGGGAGUGACCCCAUUUCCCUGUAGGAUUUUCUAUCCCGAUGGCGAGGGACGAGCGAGCGACGCUGCUGGAGGUGCACCUGGCGCUCCCGGAGGAGCAAUUCCAUAGUCUGAAGUUCCUGCUAGAAGGGCAAAUUCCUGCCGGGCUUCUGCUCCCGGCAUCACGUCCCGAGUUGUGCCGGAUCCUCCUCCAGCGCUUCCCGGGGAAUUCCCUGCGUGUGACCGCCAGGAUCCUGCGGCAGCUCGGCCGCCUCGACCUCAUCCAGCACUUCCAGCUGCCCCUUGAAGAGCAAAUCCCGGAGGAAUCUCCCUGUGAACCUAACGGGGACACCCCCAAGGUGAGGGGGGACCCCACUUCAGGAUGUCGUCCUGGUGGGAUUCCAGCUCCACCGGUGAAUCCUCAGCGCUUGACGGAGAAGGAUUUGAUGCAAGUCGCCCAGAGAUUGGGAAAAGAGUGGCAGGAAGUGGGAAUUCUGCAUCUAGGGCUGGAGCGGAGCCGUCUGGAGCAGAUCCAGGAGGAAAAUCCUGGCAAUCCUGUCCUGUGGAAUUUUGAGAUGCUGCGGGAGUGGCGGCGACGGGAGCGACAGGAGGCCACAGUGUCCCAGCUCCGAUCCUGCCUUGAGCAUGCCCGGCUUGAUCCCGGAAUCCUCGACUUCCUCCAGAGCCUCCAGGGAGACUGA
This is a messenger RNA of Cinclus cinclus, 805 nucleotides long. RefSeq lists its product as uncharacterized. Gene Ontology annotation, biological process: signal transduction; regulation of apoptotic process. The record is from RefSeq and is a predicted model, not a curated record. The coding region runs from base 167 to 805 and encodes 212 amino acids. NCBI's taxonomy places the organism in Eukaryota, Metazoa, Chordata, Aves, Passeriformes, Cinclidae. The transcript has 2 exons. Gene Ontology annotation, molecular function: protein binding.